AUGUCAACAUUAAGCAUCCUGAGACCAUCAUGUAAUGAGAUCAGAACCUUCUCCCAACCAUCCAGGAGCUGCUUACCAUCGAGGAGCAGCAGCUUCUCCAGACCAUCUAGGAGCAGCAGCUUCUCCCGACCAUCGAGGAGCAGCAGCUUCUCCCGACCAUCGAGGAGCAGCAGCUUCUCCCGACCAUCGAGGAGCAGCAGCUUCUCCCGACCAUCGAGGAGCAGCAGCUUCUCCCGACCAUCGAGGAGCAGCAGCUUCUCCCGACCAUCGAGGAGCAGCAGCUUCUCCCGACCAUCGAGGAGCAGCAGCUUCCCCCGACCAUCGAGGAGCAGCAGCUUCCCCCGACCAUCGAGGAGCAGCAGCUUCCCCCGACCAUCGAGGAGCAGCAGCUUCCCCCGACCAUCGAGGAGCAGCAGCUUCUCCCGACCAUCGAGGAGCAGCAGCUUCUCCCGACCAUCGAGGAGCAGCAGCUUCUCCCGACCAUCGAGGAGCAGCAGCUUCUCCCGACCAUCGAGGAGCAGCAGCUUCUCCCGACCAUCGAGGAGCAGCAGCUUCUCCCGACCAUCGAGGAGCAGCAGCUUCUCCCGACCAUCGAGGAGCAGCAGCUUCUCCCGACCAUCGAGGAGCAGCAGCUUCCCCCGACCAUCGAGGAGCAGCAGCUACCCCCGACCAUCGAGGAGCUGCUCACCAUCCAGGAGCAGCAGCUUCCCCCGACCAUCCAGGAGCAGCAGCUUCUCCCAACCAUCCAGGAGCAGCAGCUUCUCCCAACCAUCCAGGAGCAGCAGCUUCUCCCAACCAUCCAGGAGCAGCAGCUUCUCCCAGCCAUCCAGGAACAGCAGCUUCUUCCAACAUCCAGGAACAGCAGCUUCUUCCAACAUCCAGGAGCAGCAGCUUCUCCCAACCAUCCAGAAGCAGAAGCUUCUCCCAACUAUCCAGGAGCAACUUCUCCCAAUCAUUCAGGAACAGCUUCUUACGACCAUCCAGGAACAGAAACUUCUCCCAACCAUACAGUCUCCCGACCAUACAGGAGAAACAUCUCCCAACCAUCCAGGAGUAGUGUUGAUGACGCUGCUGUAUCUCCUCCCUGACCAGCGCUGGGCACAGCCGAGGCCUGAGGGCUGCCAACAACAAUAG
This is a messenger RNA of Bufo gargarizans (Asiatic toad), 1134 nucleotides long. Its product is annotated as serine/arginine repetitive matrix protein 2-like. The transcript is spliced from 3 exons. The record is from RefSeq and is a predicted model, not a curated record. Lineage: Eukaryota; Metazoa; Chordata; Amphibia; Anura; Bufonidae. The coding region runs from base 1 to 1134 and encodes 377 amino acids.